Messenger RNA from Varroa destructor (honeybee mite), 6190 nucleotides. Its product is annotated as ER degradation-enhancing alpha-mannosidase-like protein 3. Gene Ontology annotation, molecular function: calcium ion binding; mannosyl-oligosaccharide 1,2-alpha-mannosidase activity. The record is from RefSeq and is a predicted model, not a curated record. Gene Ontology annotation, cellular component: membrane; endoplasmic reticulum. Gene Ontology annotation, biological process: endoplasmic reticulum mannose trimming; mannose trimming involved in glycoprotein ERAD pathway; carbohydrate metabolic process. NCBI's taxonomy places the organism in Eukaryota, Metazoa, Arthropoda, Arachnida, Mesostigmata, Varroidae.
GGGACUUAGUAAUGUAAACAAGAAUCGACUUGUCUGUUUAGCAGAUAGCAGGAAGCAACACAGCACGAAGCGUCUCUGCUGGUAAACAAAACCCAGCACUGAAUUCUGCCCAGGUUCGUCUGCUACCGUACGGAAAGGUUGGAGCACGGAUGAAUGCCAUUCAUUACUAACGUAUUCAUCAUCGUUCUCUCUUUUAGGGUGCACACAGCCAAACUCAUGCUAUUCAGAGAGAUUUAACGGACAACUAAGCAAAGACGAGGUCAAGAUGAAAAAAGGCUACUGUGCGCGGAUGCUGCUUGUGUCCCAUAUACACUUUUGCUGCGUCCGCUGACUAUCGGAGAAUUUGGAUAACUUCUGCUUUCGUCUGUGUCCUGUCUCGCCCUUUCUGUCUACCAUUCAAUCGUGCCUUACGUAGUGUUGCUGAAGGCCAUGUGUGGUAUUACGGGGCCACCUCUUUGUUUAUCAUUGUCUGGCGGUAGUGUCUUGCGUGGUUGGCAGUGAUGAUGAUAAUAGAGCGGGGAGCAGAGUUAGCAUAGUACUGUUGUCAGUGGCGACAAUGAGAACGGCCAUCGUCUUCGUUGGUGAAACAACAAAGUAGAUUCUGCCUACAGAGCAGAUAGCUGCAGAAAUCCCUGAGUUUGUGAGCUGUUGAUGCCGGUGAUUCGUGCGGUGUCGUAAAAAAAAUCACGCUGUGUAUAGAAUUGCCCGGGUGGCUCAUACAGUUUUUUCUGACAAACGAGUGGCAGGGAAAAAAGAAAAGGAGAGAUCUACAAUAAAAUACACGGAAUACCAAGCUGAAAUCACUGUUGAGAGCGGAGCAACAACGGAACACCGAUAGCAUCUACGAUACUGUUCGCAAGAAAGGAAACGAAAUUCGUUCCGAAAGUUACCUACUACCAUCAGGAACGAGUGAAGAAGUCGGAGGUUGCUUAAUUCGAUCAUGUGCGAUCCGCCCGUGUAGUGAGCGACACGGUUCGCUGCCGGCUGGGGGCCUGUGAAGACCAGCGCCUGAAGCCGACACUGCUCAUGGCUUCAACACGGCAGAUCAAGUCGAAGAACAUCAAGAUCGGCCGCCCCAUCCUGGCGCUAUGGUUAGCAUUUACCACUUCGCUAUGCUGCGGUGUCGCGGCCUCGGCAUCAGCUGCCUCCUCAGCAGCUGCUAGCUCUACGGGGGCAGGAGACACUAGCGCUAGUACCUCCACAGCCAGCGGCAACCGACUGAUGGAUACGGAGGAACGACUCAGGCUCAGGGAUCAAGUGAAAGAGAUGUUUCUGCACGGCUACAACUCAUAUAUGGCCCACGCUUUUCCAGCAGACGAAUUAAUGCCUUUGAGUUGUAAAGGUCGAUUUCGGGGUGUCGAGGAAAACCGUGGCGACAUCGAUGACGCACUGGGAAAUUUUUCUCUCACGCUCGUUGAUUCGGCGGACACCUUGGUCAUUCUCGGGGAGUUGGAUGAAUUUGAGCGGGCUGUAAAGCUGAUUAUUGAGAACGUCCGAGUAGACAAUGAUGUAGUCGUGUCUGUGUUUGAAACAAAUAUUCGGAUGCUUGGGGGCUUAUUGAGUAAUCACAUCUUAACAAAAUAUCUUCAAGAGACUCGUGGCCGAAUGCCAUGGUACAACGGCGAACUGCUUGUGCUGGCAAAAGAGCUUGGUUUGCGGCUGCUUCCGUCGUUCAAUUCUACAACAGGCAUCCCGCACCCCCGCAUAAAUCUUCGCUGGGGCAUGAAAUCUCCGUCGAUGCCAAAAGCCAGCGAAACCUGUACUGCCUGUGCGGGAACGAUGCUCCUUGAGCUCGCAGCAUUAUCCCGGUUGACCGGCGAAUCGGUUUUUGAAGCAAAAGCACGCAAAGCCAUGGAUUACCUUUGGCUGCAGAGGCAUCGCUCAUCUGAUUUAGUCGGUACUGUGAUAAACGUUAACAGUGGAGAUUGGGUGCGACGUGACUCUGGGGUUGGUGCGGGAAUCGACUCAUACUACGAAUACUGCCUCAAAGGCUACAUCCUGCUGGGUGAGGAUGCGUACCUCGAGCGCUUCGAACGUCAUUACGCUGCUGUGAUGAAAUAUAUCUCGCAGGGUCCCAUGCUUGUUGACGUUCACAUGCAUCGCCCAACAACAAAUGCAAAGAAUUUUAUGGACGCAUUGCUUGCCUUCUGGCCUGGUCUCCAGGUGCUGAAAGGCGAUAUUAAGCCCGCCAUCGAAACGCAUGAAAUGUUGUAUCAGGUGAUGCAGCGACACAAUUUCCUUCCGGAGGCAUUCACUACAGACUUUCAGGUCCACUGGGGACAGCACCCGCUCAGACCAGAAUUCAUCGAAAGUACAUAUUUUCUCUAUAAGGCAACGGAUGAUCCAUAUUAUCUAGAAGUGGGUCGUCGGGUCGUGGACUCUCUGCAAAGCCUAGCCAGGGUUCCAUGCGGCUUUGCUGCUGUUAAAGACGUUCGAACAGGUUCGAAAGACGAUCGUAUGGACUCGUUCGUUCUGGCAGAAACAUUCAAAUAUCUCUAUCUUUUGUUUGCUGAUAAGGCCGAUGUGCCACUUGCAAUCGAUCAAUUUAUAUUCACAACAGAGGCGCACCUGCUCCCCCUGAGUCUCUCUCAACGACGUCCUUCACCGGCAUCAACCGAGUUGAACACAACAGCCUCGCUGGCUGCUGGAGCCAUCGGAACUUCGGCUGGAGUUACUUUGCUCCAUAGCCGUUAUGCAGCUGACACGGCUGAAUGCCCGAACAGCGAAGUGGCCCGUAAUGCGGAUAAGGUUCGCUUGCCGCUUAAGAACCUAGUCGAGGACACCUGCCCUUCACAGCCCGUCAAGAAACGACGUCUACUGGCAUCUCAGUUCGAUGUAUCUAAUCCGCUCCACGUGCAGUUAGCUCGCCAGAUGGGUGUACAAGUUGCUGUGCUGGGCGACGGUCGAAUGCAAUUGGUCCAUAAUGCGGCCCACGCCGCGUCAUCAGCGGAUGGUCAGGAAGGCCUGCUGUUCAUGCACGAGAUGAUUCAGUUAGCGAAACAGACGAAUAGUCGUCCGGAAACUGAGAUGCGAUCCGUGCAGUUCAUGAGAGACGACGACAAACUCGUCGUAAUACCGGCGGGUCCGGCCCAGUUCGGUCCUGAUCUCGGGAAUAGUAACAAUCAAGUGUCUGGCGAAAUAGUGUUGGCCGCCCCUCCGAAGGUGUGUCAUGGCGUAGCCAACUGCGCGGCGAUGACCGGUCGUAUCGCGUUAUUGGAGCGCGGUGACUGCAUGUUCAUCGAGAAGGCUCGCCACGUCCAACGUUGUGGCGCAAUUGGUGCCAUUGUCUUGGACACCGCUCCGGACACAUCUGCGCGUGCGGCAGCCAUGUUUGCCAUGUCGGGUGACGGGGGUCAAGAUGAUCCGUCGAUUCCGGUUCUAUUCCUUUUCUCACUGGACGCUAAACCCCUUCUAGAGGCAAUAAAAGUACAGCCCAAGCUGCAGGUGACACUUGGAGACGCUGUCCCUGCCGGUCCUGUCUUGCCCACAUCAGGGGGUUCCUUGACGAGCGGCGCGUCGGGCAAUGCAGACAGCACUGAUGGCACUGUCGCUAGAAGUGUUCCCGGUGCAGGCGACUUCGAAGCCGACCUCAAUAAAUUACUACAGCAGAUCCAUAAUUUACAAGCUAGUCGUUUCCCUGACCUCAGCAAGUACAAAGAUCGGCUCAAGAAACUUCUGCUGAACAUCCUUGUUAGACAGAGCAAGGACUUCAACUCAGCACUAGCGAAGCUGGGUAUGUUGGGCGUGGUCGAGCCAGACGACCCACUCGGCGCACUCCCGGACGCCUGCGAUCCUCACAGCUGUACGAAUCCGGCAAUCUCUCAAGAACUAUUGGCUGAUUACUUCGCCGGUCACGUUUGUCAAAUGUGUCCUCUUACGACGUAGGUGCUCUGCGGUGGUAGACGGCGGCAAAGGCAAAAAAUUAAGAAGUCAAAAAGGGAAAACAAAUUAAUUUUCUAACAAAUCCGCCGCCUCCCUUGUGUCUUGCUAUUAUUAAUGUAGUGUAAUAUGUAUGUUAAAUUUGAUAUUUUAAGUUUCCUACUGUCGCGAGGGGAUUCGUCUACCUCACGUGACAACAGCGAGAGGACAGAAUUUUGCCGAAGAAAAAUUUUCAUACACAAAGCUAUGGCAUCAAACACGCGACAUAGGGUGUGUGCUGUUCAUGCAUGUUGGCGCCGUAUUUACUUGCUAUUAGUUUGCAAGUUCUUCAGUAGGUUCCCUUGGCCUGCUUAGACCUGGUUGAGAAAGACAACUACCGUAACAUACCGAUAUUAAGACAACCGUAACAACGUUACAGAUGUAUUAGUUGACGUGGAGAAACGUUCGCGAUACGGGUUCCUGUUUUCACGGUGGUCUCAUUGUUGUCGGUCUAAUUGUUGGGGUACCGGGGAAAGCGGGCGGGGGGAUUCAAAAGUAAUAAACGGCUGGUUAUUGGAGGACAGAUAUUCGAAAUACGAAGGACGAUAAUCUAAAAUCGUAGCGUAUUCAUUACUAGUUGGUUUGAAAGAUCAUCAGCAUAUACGUGUUCACACAACUAGUUAACUAUAAUGCUUGAGAAACAAAUUGUCCCCUGGACAACGGCGUGUUGGUCGGUUGUCGCCAGUGCAGUGUACGACAUACACUAUCAGGUAUUACGCAAUAGGUGGCCAAUCAACGUAGUAAUUUGUGUGACUGGACUGUAUGAAAGGACAACGAAGACGGAGAGGGAUAGGGAGAAAGUAACAAGUAUUUCAAGAAUAGAACAGAGGAAUUGUCUAUGGCCACUUGCGCACGCUCCUUCUAAUCGUCAGCUUAAUUUUUCACACAUUUUUCUAAAAAUUGUUUGCGUAGAGCAGAAUUGACAGAUAUAUGUAACACUCUUUGUCAAUAACGAUAUGAUUAUGACAAAUGUGACAAAUACGAAAUGUUGCUUAUUGACUACUUACAGCCGAGCCAUUCGUUUCGUUCGAGAGGUUUCUUUCUCUUUCAUACGCUCUUACUUCUUACCUGCUUAUUACUGAUUACUAAAGUCGCUGAACAUUUUCGAUCCUCGUCGAUGGAUUUCUUUUGGCUUGUCUUCAGUUUGUUCGACCUCGGUGGCCCCUUUUUGUUAGCGUUAUUAGCACUGUGGUCUUAUAACUGCGUGGACAACGUCAAUGCUUUAGUGACUACUGUUUGGCGUGGAAUAGUCUGGGCAAACAUUGUCUGCGUAUUUCGUCAAUUUUCAAACCUUUCUUUCAUUUUUGUUCUGUUUCUGUUAUUGAUCUGAUUCCUGACUGAAGUUACUAGGGAAAGCAGUUUGAGGAUUAUAAUGAUGCUGUUGAUGACAAGCGCGGUCACAAUGAAUAAGACAACUUGGCAAAGCCUACCAAACUUCUUGCCCCAGACUUGUCACGAUAUCCCUUUCAACGAAUACGGCCCCAUUAUAAUUGCUAUCAUUAAUUUUGCCUGAGGCCAAUGAUCGUUGUGCAGCACAUGUCACACAACAAAAAAAGACUAUAUCAAUACGGAAGAAACGAAAAGGGGACUUGACGUUCGAAAGGGCGGAAGCACCGCUCUCUGAUCUUGAGGUGAUCACCUAGACCUUUCGCUAACUAUAAUAAAACGUGAUAGCUAGGAAUAUCGAACGAGAAAUAUGAAGACUAGUUAGUUAAUGGGAUGAUAAGGAAAGAAUACCGAGACGAAGACGAAAAGAGCAAAGGAAGACGUGAUAAAAAAGAAAGAUAUGAUUGAGAGAAGGGGUGAAUGAAGAAAAACUGUUUAACAUGUUCGUGUAAGCGUAUAUUGUAUGAACUUCUGUAUAUAGUGGAUCUAUUUAAAUUUGUGCGCGGAGAAUGAGAGAAUUUGCGGGCUGGCCAAUUAUUAGUCAUGCAAAGUUAGCCGAAAGACCUGGAGGAAUCGUUCGUGGAGCUGAUAGUAGGCAGCAAAGCCGUAAGCGAUUUAAGCCCGGGCCUCGGCUUGCUUCAGUGAACUUGAAGGUUGUAUAAGCGUACACAUCGAUAUGAGACUAGCCGGGAAGGGGAGAAAUAACGCGUGCGAAGGGUGGAAAGUUACAAACGAAUGCGUGAUGGCGAUGGUGAUGGUGAUGGUGAUGAAACUCGUAACUAUAACUAACAAAAAAGCAAUGUAAUAAGAUUACACAAAGGUGUGUCUAAGAAGGACGACGUGAAUAAAGAUGUUAUUUAUACAAAAGGAACAAGCUGUUUUGUAU